UAUGUAUAUAAAGGCUAGAUGGCUCAAGGCGGAGUCAGCUGUGUCGUCACUUGGCGGCCAUCUUAGGUCAGUGCUGCCAUAGUGCUGCUCCCUGCUGCUGUGGACGGAAGGUGAGUGACAUACGCCAACUAAAAUGCUCGUAACUUGCUGAAUUCUUGACGGAUUUACAAACGGUUUGGUUUUUUACAAACGUUAUUAACGUGGCUAUAAUUCUGGAUGCUUUAACAUGUUUCAUGAAUUUUUUAUUUAUUUUUAGUAUACGUAUUCAGUGUCAUAGGUACAUCUUUGACGUUUAUAACAAACCAAUCCGUUUGAAAAUCGGUAAAAAAUUAAGCAAGUUAUGGUCAUUUAAAAGUACCUGCAUCAUUAAAACUCAAUGCUACGAGUGAGCGAGCGCCCUGUCCUAAGAUGGCCGCCAAAAUGCGGACGUUCCACUCAAUUGGCCAUCAGCGCGGACGAGCCAUCUAGCCUUUAUAUACAUAUCUAUGGAUCUGUCAGCCACCAUUAACUCCAGAAGAAGAAGAAAUCUGACACGAAUGACGACAGGGAGGACGCCCUGAGUGCUUUGUGCAGCCUGAAGAGGACCUACUGACCUAUUGCUACUCUCUUUCUCUCAAUCUCAUCUGAAUAUGGAGCCGUUCUGCAAACAAGACACAGAAAAGAUCUCUGAUAAAGGUAAUAACACAGAAGUUAUUCCCAACCCUGAACCCAAGACCAGAGAAGAGUUCCUCCAGUAUUCUCUUCGUCUGACGCCGGAUACGAACACGCUGUAUAAGCACCUUCGGCUGUCUGAGGGGAACAAAGUGAUCACAUUUACUCACACAGACCAGCUGUAUCCCCAUCAUCCAGACAGAUUUGAGUGUUGUCAGGUGUUGUGUAGAGAGCGUGUGUGUGGACGCUCUUACUGGGAGAUUAAGUGGGGUGGUGCUGUGCAUAUAUCAGUGUCAUAUAAAAGCAUCCGUAGGAAGGAAUUAGGUCAUGGGAGUGAGUUUGGGCGUAAUAAUCAGUCCUGGAGAUUGUACUGCUCUGACUCCAGAUUUUCAUUUUGUCACAAUAACAAAUGGAUAAAUCUCCCUGUAGUGUCCAGUUCUUUCAAAAUUGGAGUGUAUGUGGAUCACAAUGCAGGAAUUUUGUCUUUCUACAGCGUCUCUGACACACAAAUGACCCUCAUCCACAGCAUCCACACCACGUUUACUCAACCUCUCUAUCCUGGGUUUACAAUGGUUUCCGUUCAUUCUAAAGUAACGCUGUGUGAUCCAACUAUAUAGAUUGUACAGAAUUGUAUUGUAUUUUAUAAUAAUAUAUUUUUUAUUUAAACUCAGGGGUGUACUCGCAUUAUACUUAACCAGGUGAACUGUACCCAAGUGCGAUUGUUUCCACUCCCCUGCUGAUCUGCACUCGCACUACACUUUAUGAUCCGUACCCGAGUAUGCUUAUGUCAUUAAAACAUGUUGAUGGAGUUGCACUAUGCACUUACAAUGAGUUUAUGGUUUAUUAGGCAUGUUUGAAAUCAGGACAAUAAAUCGUAUGACAUUAAAUCAUAUGACAUUUAAGUAACCCAAAGCAAUUGUAGCGCAUACUGUUCCUAAAUCUCUCUCGUGGUUAUUUGAUGUCAAUCAAACCUCUGUUAUCUUGGGUUGUUUUGGAUGCGGUGACACACGGCUGCAUCUAAUUGUGCUGCGCUUAUCAAAAUGUUUUUAUAGUGACAGCUGAAGUUUCGCACUCCGAAUUUUCCCUUUGUUUUUGAUUUGUUCUUAUGCAAAGAAUAAACAAUCAAACCAAAACAAAGAA
Molecule: messenger RNA, 1791 nt
Organism: Paramisgurnus dabryanus
Lineage: Eukaryota; Metazoa; Chordata; Actinopteri; Cypriniformes; Cobitidae
Product: stonustoxin subunit beta-like
Molecular function (GO): protein binding
Source: RefSeq, a predicted model, not a curated record